Molecule: messenger RNA, 1740 nt
Organism: Orycteropus afer afer
Lineage: Eukaryota; Metazoa; Chordata; Mammalia; Tubulidentata; Orycteropodidae
Source: RefSeq, a predicted model, not a curated record
AUGGUUCUUCAGCGCGUGCGGCGCGCCCGGCGGCGCAAGGGUCCCGGCGCGGGAGGGGUCCGCCCCCUCCCCACGACCCCCCUCCCCGACCCCCCUCUCUGCUCCCUCGGGCCCGGCGGAGCGGCCCGGCCGGAGCGCCCCCCCGAGCUCGGACCAGGGAGCUCGUACCCGGGACGCCCAGUCCCGGGCCCCGCCGCCCUUUGGACUCCCGGCUCCUGGUCCGCGCUCUCCCGGCGCCGGCCUGGCCCUGGCUCCACGCAGGCCUCGGGCCCGGCCUCUCGGCGCCCAGGCUGGCUCGGGUGCGCGGUGCCCGCGUCUGCGCUGGAGUGGGAAGGGAGUCUGGAAGCAAAGCUGCGGAUCUUGGGCGUAGAGGCGGAACCAGGCUCAGGCAGCCCAGUGGGCUCAGGCCCAGAGCCCAGAGCAACCAGCACAAUAGCGUCCAACAGCUGGAAUGCCAGCAGCAGCCCCGGGGAGGCCCGGGAAGAUGGGCCCGAGGGCCUGGACAAGGGGCUGGACAAUGAUGCGGAGGGUGUGUGGAGCCCUGACAUCGAGCAGAGCUUCCAGGAGGCCCUGGCCAUCUACCCUCCCUGCGGGCGACGCAAGAUCAUCCUGUCAGAUGAGGGCAAGAUGUACGGUCGGAAUGAGUUGAUUGCCCGCUAUAUUAAAUUGAGGACGGGGAAGACUCGGACAAGGAAACAGGUGUCCAGCCACAUACAGGUUCUAGCUCGGAAGAAGGUGCGGGAGUACCAGGUUGGCAUCAAGGCCAUGAACCUGGACCAGGUCUCCAAGGACAAAGCCCUCCAGAGCAUGGCGUCCAUGUCCUCUGCCCAGAUUGUCUCUGCCAGUGUCCUGCAGAACAAGUUCAACCCACCCUCCCCUCUGCCCCAGGCCGUCUUCUCCACUUCCUCACGGUUCUGGAGCAGCCCCCCUCUCCUGGGACAGCAGCCUGGACCCUCUCAGGACAUCAAGCCCUUUGCACAGCCAGCCUACCCCAUCCAGCCACCCCUGCCGCCGACGCUCAGCAGUUAUGAGCCUCUGGCCCCACUGCCCCCAGCUGCUGCCUCUGUCCCUGUGUGGCAGGACCGCACCAUCGCCUCCUCCCGGCUGCGGCUUCUCGAGUACUCGGCCUUCAUGGAGGUGCAGCGAGACCCUGACACGUACAGCAAACACCUGUUCGUGCACAUCGGCCAGACGAACCCUGCCUUCUCUGACCCACCCCUGGAGGCAGUGGACGUGCGCCAGAUCUACGACAAGUUUCCGGAGAAGAAGGGUGGGCUGAAGGAGCUCUAUGAGAAGGGGCCCCCCAAUGCCUUCUUCCUCGUCAAGUUCUGGGCCGACCUCAACAGCACCAUCCAGGAGGGCCCGGGAGCAUUCUAUGGGGUCAGCUCCCAGUACAGCUCAGCCGACAGUAUGACCAUCAGCGUCUCCACCAAGGUGUGCUCCUUUGGCAAGCAGGUGGUGGAGAAGGUGGAGACUGAGUACGCCCGGCUGGAAAAUGGGCGCUUCGUGUAUCGCAUCCACCGCUCACCCAUGUGCGAGUACAUGAUUAACUUCAUCCACAAGCUGAAGCACCUGCCUGAGAAAUACAUGAUGAACAGUGUCCUGGAGAACUUUACCAUCCUGCAGGUGGUAACGAGCCGGGACUCCCAGGAGACCCUGCUCGUCAUUGCUUUCGUCUUCGAAGUCUCCACCAGUGAGCAUGGGGCCCAGCACCAUGUCUACAAGCUUGUCAAAGACUAG